Molecule: messenger RNA, 849 nt
Organism: Diceros bicornis minor
Lineage: Eukaryota; Metazoa; Chordata; Mammalia; Perissodactyla; Rhinocerotidae
Product: sialic acid-binding Ig-like lectin 8
Exons: 2
Coding region: 1-849 (282 amino acids)
Biological process (GO): cell adhesion
Cellular component (GO): plasma membrane
Molecular function (GO): sialic acid binding
Source: RefSeq, a predicted model, not a curated record
AUGCUUCUGCUGUGGCUGCUGCUGGCCCUGCUCUGGUGGAGGGAGGAGGCUGAGGGCCAGAGGGAGCUCUGGGAAAAUGACAAGGAUUACCAGCUGCGAGUGCCAGGGCUGGUGACGGUGCAGGAGGGCCUGUGUGUGCGGGUGCCGUGCACUGUCUUCUACCCCCGGGAUGGCUGGACUGAUUCUACCUCAUCUCACGGCUACUGGUUCCAGGAAGGGGCCAUUGCACACCAGGAUGCUCCAGUGACCACUAACAACCCAGAUCGAAAAGUGCAGGAGGAGACCCAGGGCCGAUUCCACCUCCUUGGGGACCCCUGGACCUACAACUGCUCCCUGGACACCAGAGACACCAGGAGGAUAGAUGAUGGAAAAUACUUUUUUAAGGUGGAGAGAGGAAGUGCAAAAUGGAAUUACAUAUCUAACCAUCUCACCGUGAGUGUGAUGACCCUGACCCACAAACCCGACAUCCUCAUCCCAGGGACCCUGGAGGCCAGCUGCCCCAGAAACCUGACCUGCUCUGUGCCCUGGGCCUAUGAGCGGGGCACGCCACCCAUCUUCUCCUGGAGGACAGCUGCCCUCACCUCCCUGGGCCCCAGGACCCACCUCUCCUCAGUGCUCACCCUCACCCCACGGCCCCAGGACCAAGGCGCCAACCUCAUUUGUCAAGUGAAGUUCCCUGCAUCUGGUGUGAUCAUGGAAAGCAGCAUCCAGCUCAACAUCACCUGUGAGCGCUGGGCCAGGUCACCCGUGUCCCUGAGGGGGGAGGUGGGGAGCAGGAGGGCCAAGCUGGGGGUGCUUGAUUCUUUUGUCCUGGGGACCAGACUGAGUAGGGGACAUAGAUGGACGUAA